UUGACCCAAUAGAUUAGUUCAUCAGAGAUGCAUCAUUUUCAUUUUUCACCGUUCUGCUUCUCAGGUCUCAGGAAUUAAGUAAGAUGAAUGCUUACAAGGCUUACAAAGCAUGUGCUCCAAUAGCAUGGAGUCCCAACCUAUACAUUACGCUAGUGAGGGGCAUUCCAGGGACAAGAAAACUUCACAGGCGGACGUUAGAAGCAUUGCGUCUUGGAAAAUGUAAUCGAACAGUCAUGCGAUGGAACACUCCUACUGUCAGAGGCAUGCUUCAACAGGUUAAGAGGUUAGUUGUGGUCGAGACUGAGGAGAUGUUUAAGGCCCGGAAAGAAAAGCAGGCAAACCAAAGUGCGCUCCGUCCACCUUUGGUUGUCACCCAUCUUACGCAUCAUAAAAGUGAUACUACUCAAGCUUCUAUAUAAUUCAGCAAGUACAUGAGUUGAGUUGGACGUUGGAUGCUUUCCCAAACGGUAAUCAUUAUUAACAUUUUGUAUAAAUUUAUAAAUGGGUCUUUUGUACUUUAGAAUUAUUUAUGUCCUUAUUUUUCCUCUCAUCAGUUUUCAUGUGAGUGUGAACCACAACCUUAAGAUAUGCAUGCCAUCUUUAAUUUUCUUAUUUGUGCGAAAUAAAAAAUUCUGAUGCUUAAUGAUUUCUAAA
This is a messenger RNA of Erigeron canadensis, 654 nucleotides long. RefSeq names its product 50S ribosomal protein L30-like. The transcript has 3 exons. NCBI's taxonomy places the organism in Eukaryota, Viridiplantae, Streptophyta, Magnoliopsida, Asterales, Asteraceae. Bases 84 to 419 code for a protein of 111 amino acids. Gene Ontology annotation, cellular component: large ribosomal subunit; mitochondrion. Gene Ontology annotation, molecular function: structural constituent of ribosome. The record is from RefSeq and is a predicted model, not a curated record. Gene Ontology annotation, biological process: translation.